This is a messenger RNA of Perognathus longimembris pacificus (Pacific pocket mouse), 2795 nucleotides long. RefSeq names its product YTH N6-methyladenosine RNA binding protein 1 (gene Ythdf1). The coding region runs from base 222 to 1901 and encodes 559 amino acids. Gene Ontology annotation, molecular function: N6-methyladenosine-containing RNA reader activity; mRNA binding. Gene Ontology annotation, cellular component: cytoplasm. The transcript has 5 exons. Lineage: Eukaryota; Metazoa; Chordata; Mammalia; Rodentia; Heteromyidae. The record is from RefSeq and is a predicted model, not a curated record. Gene Ontology annotation, biological process: mRNA destabilization.
CCGCCGCCGCCAUAGGAGUCGGCUGCCUCUCGGCGCGUCCGCCGCCCCCGCCCGCCGCGCGCCGCCCGCCCAGCCCUCGCGCUAGCAGCCGCCGCCGCGCCCGGCCGCGCCCGCGGAGUUGGCGGCGGGGCCCGAGGCUGCGCGCGCGCGGCGAGUCAGGCCCGGCCUCGCGGGAAGCUCGAGCCCCGGGCGCCGGCCCCGCGCCGCGCUGUGGAUGAAGCAUGUCGGCCACCAGCGUGGACCCUCAGAGAACAAAAGGACAAGAUAAGAAAGUACAAAAUGGUUCUUUGCAUCAGAAGGAUACAGUACAUGACAAUGACUUUGAGCCCUACCUUUCUGGACAGUCCAAUCCGAGUAACAGUUACCCCUCGAUGAGUGACCCCUACCUGUCCAGCUACUAUCCACCAUCCAUUGGAUUUCCUUAUUCCCUCAACGAGGCGCCAUGGUCCACUGCAGGGGACCCUCCGAUCCCAUACCUCACCACCUACGGACAGCUUAGCAACGGAGACCAUCAUUUCAUGCAUGAUGCUGUGUUUGGGCAGCCUGGAGGGCUGGGGAACAAUCUCUAUCAACACAGGUUUAACUUUUUCCCAGAAAACCCUGCAUUUUCAGCAUGGGGAACAAGCGGUUCUCAAGGGCAACAAACUCAGAGCUCAGCGUAUGGAAGCAGUUACACCUACCCACCCAGCUCCCUGGGCGGCACGGUGGUUGAUGGGCAGACGGGAUUUCACAGUGAGACUCUCAACAAGGCCCCUGGGAUGAACAGCCUAGAGCAGGGCAUGGUUGGCCUGAAGAUUGGGGAUGUUACCACCUCUGCAGUCAAGACAGUGGGCUCAGUUGCCAACAGCGUAGCACUGACAGGUGUUCUCUCCGGAAACAGUGGGACAAACGUAAACCUGCCGGUUUCAAAGCCAACCUCGUGGGCGGCCAUUGCCAGCAAGCCUGCGAAACCACAGCCUAAAAUGAAAACCAAGAGCGGGCCCGUGCUGGGGGCCGCGCUGCCUCCUCCGCCCAUCAAGCAUAACAUGGACAUCGGCACCUGGGAUAGCAAGGGGCCCGUGCCGAAGGCCCCAGCCUCCCAGCAGGCCCUGGCCUCCCAGGCCGCCCCACAGCCCCAGCAGGCUGCUCAGGCGCUCCCAGCUCCCCCACCCUCCCUGGUCCAGCCACAGUAUCAGAGCCCUCAACAGCCUCCCCAGCCCCGCUGGGGUGCCCCUCGCAACAGAAACGCAGCCUUUGGUCAGAGUGGGGUGAUGAGCAGUGAUAGCAGCUCUCCGGGGAAUGCCCAGCCCACCUCUGCCCCCAGUGCAGAGUCCCACCCUGUCCUUGAGAAACUGAAGGCCGCCCACAGCUAUAAUCCUAAAGAGUUUGACUGGAAUCUCAAGAGUGGACGGGUGUUCAUCAUAAAGAGCUACUCCGAGGAUGACAUCCACCGCUCCAUCAAGUACUCCAUUUGGUGUAGCACAGAGCAUGGCAACAAGCGCCUGGAUAGCGCCUUCCGUGCCGUGACCAGCAAGGGGCCUGUCUACCUGCUCUUCAGUGUCAAUGGGAGCGGGCAUUUCUGUGGGGUGGCUGAGAUGAAAUCCCCCGUGGACUACGGCACCAGUGCAGGGGUCUGGUCUCAGGACAAGUGGAAGGGGAAGUUCGAUGUGAAGUGGAUUUUUGUCAAGGACGUGCCCAAUAGUCAGCUCCGGCACAUCAGGCUGGAGAACAAUGACAACAAGCCUGUCACAAACUCCCGAGACACACAGGAGGUGCCCUUAGAAAAGGCAAAGCAAGUGCUGAAGAUUAUCGCUUCCUAUAGGCACACGACCUCCAUCUUCGAUGACUUUUCUCACUAUGAGAAGCGUCAGGAGGAAGAGGAGGUGGUGCGCAAGGAAAGGCAGAAUCGAAAUAAACAGUAAGAACAAGCCGGUCUUUCUGGUUAACAGUGACUUUGAAAACAGACUUUUCAACUGUAUGCUUGGUGCUGUCUCCGGCAUCAGCUCCAGCGUGUUGUCCUCAUGCGGGUUGAGUGCUUGCGUCUUCACUCUCUUUGUAGUUCACUUUUGCCGGAAGCAUCUACAUUCAUUUGUAUGUAUCUUUUCUACAUAUUAUAACGUUAUAGAACUCACUAAUAAAGGACUAUUUUUUUGUCAGCUUAUCAGACCUAAUGUGAAGUAUAAAUAUCCUCCAAGACUUACCUAAUUCACCCAAAGAUUUUUUUUAUUUUGGCAGAAAUAUGUUCUCAUUCUUCUAUUCAGGCAAUCAAAUUUCUUACCCCAUUUCUGUGUUGGAGCAGCCAUAGAGCCCACAAGCUGUCAUUUAGGAAUUGCUGGCAGAAUUCCAUAGUACUGACAGGAAGGUUAGUGGUCACCUGAUUCAGCUGGUUUGCUGUGUUUACUGUCUGACAGCCUUCCCAAAGGCUAGCCCUGCCCACUUGGCUUUUCUGUGUGAAAGGUAGCUUUGGUGUUCUCGAAGGCAGCGGCGGUGCUGUGCUUCGGGGAAGGCUGUCCUUCGGAGCAUUACCCUGGUGGCGCGAGUCGCUCACCCUCACUGCCCUGUGUCAGGUGUGCUGACCCAGUUCAGAUCUAGUCAGCAUUCAGGAGUUCUUAUUUGCAGGCCAUGUUUUAUUUUUCCCUGUUCCUCACGUGAGAGUCCUCAAGCCGUCCUAGGUUCUUACACCAGCAGUGCUAUGCUUUUGAGUGUAGGACCUGGUAGUGAGUGUGACAGAUGAUGCUGCCACUGUAAACCCCACCGUGUGUCUAAUUUUUUUUUCUUGUUGAGUGGCUAAAAGAAAGAAAAAGUCAAAAACCCUA